CGGGGAGAUGCUAGAGCGUAUUCCAUCUGCAGUUGCACUCGUGUUAGGCAGAAUCCAAGUGGCUUGGCUUAUCAUACUUUGUCUGUGAUUUUUCUGGGUAUCGUAUAAUCAGAGAAAAUGAAAGUUGUAAUUUUAUUAGCAGUUUGCGUCGCGGCAGCAGCUGGAAGUUAUUGUAGCUGCAACAGCAACGACGUCGUAUGUACCUACGACAACGAGACAAAGGGCAAGUGUGAGAUGGAGUGCGACGGGAAAGAGCACCUGAUUAACUGCGAAGGGCCAUGUCCUUGCAACGAUCAACAACAUCUAAUUAUCACACCAUGCGGCUGUGACAACUCCUUGAAACCAGUGUGCACCACGAUAGGAAACAACUACCAGAACAAGUGCCAGGCCGAAUGCAACGGAGAAGUAGUUUACUACGACAGCUACUGUGUGAAGAACUAAGAACGUGGCCUCGAGGACGCCGGGUCUCAAAUGGAAAGAUCAAUGUAAACGAGUGCUUGUGUAAACGCUCUACACACAUGACUAAACCCUUAUUGUGAACGAAAUAUUUACCUUUAUUUUAAGAAAAUUAAUAAAAUCUAUAAACGAA
This is a messenger RNA of Mya arenaria, 589 nucleotides long. RefSeq names its product serine protease inhibitor dipetalogastin-like. The transcript has 4 exons. Gene Ontology annotation, molecular function: protein binding. NCBI's taxonomy places the organism in Eukaryota, Metazoa, Mollusca, Bivalvia, Myida, Myidae. The coding region runs from base 118 to 441 and encodes 107 amino acids. The record is from RefSeq and is a predicted model, not a curated record.